AUGGCUGAAGCAGGUGGCAUUGACCGCAAGGCCGAGGAGAGGAUGGAGUUCAACACCUCCAAGGAGGUCACGGUCCAUCCUACCUUCGAGUCCAUGUCGCUGAAGGAGUCUCUUCUUCGUGGAAUCUACGCUUACGGUUACGAGUCUCCCUCGGCUGUUCAGUCCCGUGCCAUCGUCCAAGUCUGCAAGGGCCGUGAUACAAUUGCCCAGGCGCAAUCCGGAACCGGCAAGACUGCGACUUUCUCCAUUAGUAUGCUCCAAGUCAUCGAUACGGCCGUCCGCGAAACCCAAGCACUCGUCCUCUCCCCAACACGCGAGUUGGCCACCCAGAUUCAGAGCGUCGUCAUGGCUCUCGGUGACUACAUGAACGUGCAGUGCCAUGCCUGCAUCGGAGGAACAAACGUCGGCGAGGACAUCCGCAAGCUGGAUUACGGCCAGCACAUCGUUUCUGGAACCCCUGGUCGUGUCGCCGACAUGAUCCGACGCAGGCAUCUGCGCACCCGCCACAUUAAGAUGCUGGUUCUCGACGAAGCCGAUGAGCUGCUCAACCAGGGAUUCAGAGAGCAGAUCUACGACGUGUACCGAUACCUCCCUCCCGCCACCCAAGUCGUCGUCGUUUCUGCUACCCUCCCCUACGAUGUGCUCGACAUGACAACCAAGUUCAUGACCGACCCCGUCCGCAUCCUUGUGAAGCGUGACGAAUUGACCCUCGAGGGUCUCAAGCAGUACUUCAUCGCCGUCGAGAAGGAGGACUGGAAGUUUGACACUCUGUGCGAUCUCUACGACACCUUGACCAUCACGCAAGCUGUCAUCUUUUGCAAUACCCGACGCAAGGUGGACUGGCUGACCGACAAGAUGCGUGAGGCCAACUUCACUGUCAGCAGCAUGCACGGCGACAUGCCACAAAAGGAGCGGGACAGCAUCAUGCAGGACUUCCGACAGGGCAACAGUCGUGUGCUCAUUUCCACUGAUGUGUGGGCGCGUGGUAUCGACGUCCAGCAGGUCAGUCUGGUCAUCAACUACGACCUUCCAAGCAACCGUGAGAACUACAUCCACCGUAUUGGCCGAUCUGGAAGAUUUGGACGCAAGGGUGUUGCGAUCAACUUCGUUACAAGCGAGGACGUGCGCAUUCUGCGAGACAUUGAGUUGUACUAUUCGACCCAGAUUGACGAGAUGCCCAUGAACGUGGCCGAUCUUAUUUCUUGA
Messenger RNA from Diaporthe citri, 1206 nucleotides. RefSeq lists its product as uncharacterized. NCBI's taxonomy places the organism in Eukaryota, Fungi, Ascomycota, Sordariomycetes, Diaporthales, Diaporthaceae. The record is from RefSeq and is a predicted model, not a curated record. Gene Ontology annotation, molecular function: mRNA binding; RNA helicase activity; ATP binding. Bases 1 to 1206 code for a protein of 401 amino acids. The transcript is spliced from 3 exons. Gene Ontology annotation, cellular component: nucleolus; catalytic step 2 spliceosome.